AUGCUGGAUUCAACAUUAUCUUCACCAAAUUCGUCACAACAACCACUCCCCAAUCAAUCAUCUCAACCUAUUGCUAUUCCUCCAGUCACAACAUCUCCUCCACCGAAUAAUGCUACUACUACUAAUCCUGCCUUGAAACGAAAAAGAGUUAGACAAGCUUGCGAUUUUUGUCGAUCUAAAAAAGCAAAAUGUGAUGGUAUUUCACCAACUUGUUCAAAUUGUUUAAAUAAUAAUGAAAAAUGUAUUUACACUCAACCUAUAAAAAGAAGAGGUUUGCCAACCGGUUAUACACAUGAUUUGGAACGAAAGGUUUUAUUAUUUCAAAGCAUAUUAGGUAAUAUAGUACUAGAUAAGCAAGUUGAAAAAACUAUACUAGCUUUAUUAAAUGAUUCGAGUUUUUUACAAAACAUACAAGAGUCUCAACAAAUUUGGAAGAAUAGUUCAGUUUCAAACCAGGUUGCUAAAUUAGUAAGUGGAAAAUCAAAUUUGCAAAAUUUAAAAUCAAGUUUAAACAAUCAAAAAGAUGCUAAAACUGAAAAUACGGUCAAAGAAGAAAUACCACAACCAAUGAGUAUAGAUUCAAUGCUUGAUAAUGUGGGUAAUUUCACUAAUGAUCCAUCAUUUUUCCUCAAUUAUGAUAUUUUCCAAUUUGUUUCAGAUGAUAUUGAAAUUAAUCUACGUAAUGAUACUACAUGGGAACCUGUUGCAUUACAAUACCAUGGCUUAUCAUCUAUUAUUUCAUGUUUUACAAAUAAAGCAGUCCAACAAUACAACAACAAAUUAGUCAAUAAAUAUAAAAAUCCGUUUCGUGUUGGUUCAAUAUUCAAUAUUAGUUCAUUUGCUGUAAAAGCACGUCUAACCGAUAAAAUUCAAUUACCUACUGAAAUUUUUCAAUUUCCUUCAAAUACAAGAAAAUUGGUUGAUAAUUAUUUUCAAAUUUAUCAUUGUUGGUUACCUAUGUUAGAUAGGAUAUCAAUAAUUAGACAAUUACAUAAUUUACGAAGUUUAAAUAAUCAUCAUCAAAAAAUAGAUUGUAAUUUAAUUGCAUUAGUGUGGGCAAUUUUAGCAUUAGGUGAACUGGCAGCAUCAAAUGGAAAUUUUAAUGUAAAUUUAGUUACAACAUAUGCUGAAAAUUCUAUAUUAGCAUUAGAAAAUUCAUUGACAUCAACUAUUGAAACUAUACAAGCUAUGAUUUUAUUAGGCUUUUUUUAUUAUCAAUUAGGUCAAUGGGAUUUUUCAUGGAUUUUAAUUAGUUCUGGUUCCCGUAUGGCAAUUGAUGUUAGAUUAAUGAGAUCUGCUAAAAAUGAAACAACAUCAAAUGAUUUAAAUUCAUGUUCAACUUUAAAUAAUAUAAGUCGAGAAAGAACUUGGGCAACUGUUUAUUUUGUAAAUACCGCAUUAUCUGCAAGAAUGGGUAGAACACCAGUUGUUCGAGCUUCAGAUUGGCCAAUUCCCAAAAUUAAUAUUGAAGGUUGGGAAGAAUGGGAAUCUUGGCAAUGUUUUCAUAAUCCUAAAAUUCAAGUUGAAAAUGGUAGAUUUUUAUCAACUUUUAAUGAAUCCUUAAAAGGAGUACAUUUGUUAAAUUUAGCAAUUACAUCAACAUUAGAUCCUUCAGAAGGAAUGACAAAUGAUGAUAGUUCAAGCUCAGAUAGUGAUUUGAAUGAUAUCAGAAAGAAUUCAAAUAAAUUAACCAUGGCAACUUUUAAAAAGAAAUUAAAAGAUUGGAUCAUGAAUUUACCAAAUCAUUGUAAAUUAGAAAAUUAUUCAAUGGAUUUAGUACCUCCCGCGAUAUUAUGUUUACAUUGUAUUAGAGAAUUAAUAUGGUGUAUAUUAGCCAUUCGAUUAAGUUCAAUUUCUAAUGAUGCAAAAGUAAUGAAAUCAAGAAAUCAACAAUAUACAAAAUCUGUAUUAAAAAUUAAACAAUUAUUUAAUUUAGAUAAUAUGGUAUAUUUUGUUAAUUAUCCAUUUAUUGAUUAUGUGAUAACUAUAAGUUUAACUUUCCCAGAAAUGUUGGAUUUUGAUUCUGAAUUUGAAAAAAUGAAAUAUUGUAAAGAAAUGAAACAAAUUUUUCAACAAGCAAAAUUAAAAUCAAUACCAUGUAGAAUUAGUUAUGAAUUAUUUGAAAUUAUGAAUUUAAAUGAAAAUAAUGAAACAAAAGCUCAAGAAAGCCCCACAAUUGCAAAUUUAUUAAAUAGUCCAACUAUAAAAGAAAAAAAUCAUGAAGAAGAAGAACAACAACAACAUCAACAGCAACAGCAACCUGCAGAAGCAAAUAAUACUCAACUUCAACCACCUAUUCCACCUCCAAUUCAUUUACAAUCACCGUCUAUGCCACAUUAUGUUCCUCAACAACAACACCAACACCGACCACAACCACAACCACAUUUAAAUCAUUAUCAACAACAUUCAUCACCUCAACAGCCAUUUAUAAAUCAUUCACAAGUACCUUCUCAAUUACCUAGAAAUGGGCAUUAG
This is a messenger RNA of Insectozyma verbasci, 2475 nucleotides long. The record is from the annotation of a GenBank genome assembly. Lineage: Eukaryota; Fungi; Ascomycota; Pichiomycetes; Serinales; Debaryomycetaceae.